This is a messenger RNA of Carcharodon carcharias (great white shark), 3317 nucleotides long. RefSeq names its product pirin (gene pir). The record is from RefSeq and is a predicted model, not a curated record. Gene Ontology annotation, molecular function: quercetin 2,3-dioxygenase activity. Gene Ontology annotation, cellular component: nucleus. Bases 275 to 1153 code for a protein of 292 amino acids. Lineage: Eukaryota; Metazoa; Chordata; Chondrichthyes; Lamniformes; Lamnidae. The transcript has 10 exons. Gene Ontology annotation, biological process: monocyte differentiation.
ACAAACAAUGAAAGCCAUCCCUUUGCGCCUGCUGUGAACUGGCAAAACUGGUUUGCCUGGCUCUGCUGAGUCAUGGCCAGUGUUGAUAUCUCUCUCAGGUCUUUUUGUCGGCUCACCCUAAGAAGUUACUUGACUCAAGAGUCAACAGCGUAAGCUUUGCUGGCGACCUCUCUGUUUGAAACAGGUAUAAAGGUGUGAAACACAGAAACCUAAUGGAAUGAAUGCAUGAAGUGGAAAUAGCAUUGAUUGAAACUAUCUCAUUCCAAAGGGCACUAUGUCUAGUCGAAAAAUAACACAAGUAGUUCUGGCUGUAGAGCAGCCUGAAGGUGUUGGUGCACGAGUUCGAAGAAGUAUUGGGCGGCAGGAGCUAAAAAACUUGGACCCAUUCUUGAUGAUGGAUGAAUUUAAAGUUUCCAAGCCUGCAGGGUUUCCUGACCAUCCUCACAGAGGAUUUGAAACUGUAACCUACAUGUUGAGUGGAAGUUUUGAUCAUGAAGACUUUUGUGGACAUAAAGGAACCAUCAAUCCGGGUGAUUUGCAGUGGAUGACUGCUGGUCGAGGUGUAGUCCACUGUGAGAUGCCAUCAUCUGAUGAACCUGCACAUGGACUUCAGCUUUGGGUCAAUUUGAAAAGUUCGAAGAAAAUGGUGGCACCUUAUUACCAGGAACUGCUGAGUAAAACCAUUCCUAAACCCAGCAGGAAUGGGGCAACUGUGGCUGUUAUCUCAGGAGAAGCCCUGGGAACCAAGUCACAGGUCUACACACACACCCCAAUGAUGUACUUGGACUUUACACUGGAAAAAGGAGCCAGACAUAUACAACCUGUUCCUAAAGGCUGGACAGCUUUUAUUUAUACACUCGCAGGAUAUGUCCAUAUGGGCCCUGAUAAGGACCAGAGAAGAAUUGAGCCUCACCACGUAGCUAUACUUGAUGAUGGAGAAAAUGUCCAAAUGGAAAAUAAGGACCAUGAAGUUGCUCGGUUUGUUUUGAUUGCGGGUGAACCUAUUAAUGAACCUAUUGUGAAACAUGGUCCAUUUGUGAUGAAUUCUCAGGAGGAAAUUGCUGAAGCUUUGGAAGACUAUAGAACUGGCAAAAAUGGAUUUGAAAAAGCAAAAGGCUGGAAGUCGAAAGCUGUGUCUCAGAGAAAGAUAUGAAAUCAAAACAAAAAUUAAAUGGCAAAACACAAGACAUUUACUAACUUGAUGAAGAACAACUUUAGAUUAAAGCACAACAUCUGAAUCAGAAUAUACUUUUUUUCAUACCUUGUUUUAGUUACCUGAUUAUAAGUUCAAUAUUUUCCAAUUUAUUAAGGAUACUUGGUCCUCUGGUUAAUUUGAAAGCUCUUUCAAAGAGGUGGCACAUGCAUAUUGGGCCGACUGGCCUCCUUCUGUCAUUCUAUGAUUCUAUGACAUGUGACAACCCAUUUUAGAAAGAGCCUUUAGCUACACUGAGAGACCUACUCCUGAAUUCAUGAUGCACUGCCUGCCUUGUGCCUUGCUGCUUGAUUCCCAAUGGUCAGAAUUUGCAAGGAGGCACUUUGUGUGGCAGUUUUAAAUGCCCUUGCAGCAGGACUGUUGGCCUACAUUUCCUUUGCUCCAGUGAGUGCUAGUGACAAAUAGAGCUGCUAUUUGAAGUGAGAAAAACUAGAAAAAAAUCUUCCACACUGUACUGCCUUGUGCCCAAAGAAUCCUUUAGCCAUCCUUGUAAGGUGACAUUCUGGGGACUCAAAUAUUUUCCAGUUUCCAUUACCCACCAACCAGGGCCUUGCUUUAUAGAGAGUUUCUCAUAGUUUGGUUCAGUGGUCAGAAUAUUGAGAUAGCAAGUGACAAGGUUUUCAGCCUAGCAAGAAGGGUCAAAUCCAUCAUUCCCAUCUCAUUGUAUCAGGUGAUAAGGUUACCUGCUAUGUUCUGUAAUAAUAUGUAUUUUUCAAUAUGAUUGAAAAAGUGGGUAUCUGUAUAAAUUAUGGGGAUGUGACAUCACUCAUUGGCUCUGCAAGCAAUUCACCACCUAUAAUAGGAAACUAGUGGAAUCACAUGCUAACAACAGAAUCAUAGGAUGUUACAACACAGAAAGAGGGCAUUCAGUCUAUUGUACCUGUGCCAACUGUUUGAAGAACUCUCCAGUCCCACCGCCUUAAUUCUUUUCCCUGUAGCCCUGCAAAUCUUCCCCCUUCAAGUAUUUAUCAAAUUCCCCUUUUGGAAGCUUUUGGAAUUUACUAUUGAAUCUUCCACUAUCCUCUCAGGCAAUGUAUUCCAGAUCAUAACAGCUCACUGUGUAAAAAAUAAAAUUCUCGUCAUCACCUCCACUGGCCCCUUCACCAGCUAUCUCAAAUCUGUAUCCUCUGGUUGUUGAUUGUUCUGCUACUGGAAAUAGUUUCUCUCUGUUAACUCUAUCAAAAUCCCUCAGAAUUCUGAACACCUCUACUAAACUUUUUCUGCUCUUAAAGAUUACAAUCUAAGCUUCCCAGUCUCUCCACAUGUUGGGGUUUGGGAGGUGGAGAAAAUGGUGGCGUAGUGGUAAAGUAGUUGGAUGAGUUACCUAGAUUCCACCACCCUUUCAGACAGUGCAUUCCCCGUUGGAAUGACUCACUGUGUAAAAGAAUGUUUCCCCAUGAUGCCUCUGAUUCUUUGCUGCUUGGAUCUAUGUCUUCUAGUCAUUAUCCCCUGAGUUUCUCCUUAUACUCUAUCUAAACUGUUCAUGAUUUUGAUCAGCUCGAUCAAGUCACUUAUCAAAACACAUCACUUCAUACUUCACUGCCACAUGCCUUCCCAUUUUGUCAGUCCAUGUCCUCCUGAAAUCUAUUAUUAUCCCUUCCAACCUGGGAAUAACACCCCUGAUUUAUUUUAAGUUUACACAGAAGCUGAGGUGGGAUAAGAAACUCAGUGGGAUAAGGGCAGAAUUCAAACAUCACAAAGUUUAGGUGUUGCACUGUUCUGCAGUGGUUGAUUGCUUAUGCCUUCUCCACAUCCCUGAAACAAUCCUUUCCAGUCUGCUAAAGCUGGUAAUCCAAAAAAAUUAAGGUUGCUGAUGGGCAUCUUGCCUUAGCUGAGCAGGUAAUGCAAUCAGCCUCAUUGCUCUAGCAUUGGGAGACUAUAGCAACAGAUGAUGCUCAUAGCUACACCCAUCGAGGUUUACUGUAAGCUUAUAAAUUAAUGAUAUUGUACUAUCCCCGUGGAGUUUACAGGGAAAAAACUAUUGACUUGAAUUGUUAUGCAACCAGACAGAGACUAGCUGACAUCAGAUGAGUCACUGACAGGUCCACGUGUAAGUGGGUUUUAUUAAUUGUUUGUAAUAAACAUAUGGGCCUUUCAAUACACA